Phalaenopsis equestris is the source of this 1614-nucleotide messenger RNA. Its product is annotated as phospholipase A1-Ibeta2, chloroplastic-like. Bases 26 to 1513 code for a protein of 495 amino acids. NCBI's taxonomy places the organism in Eukaryota, Viridiplantae, Streptophyta, Magnoliopsida, Asparagales, Orchidaceae. The record is from RefSeq and is a predicted model, not a curated record. Gene Ontology annotation, molecular function: glycerophospholipase activity. Gene Ontology annotation, biological process: lipid metabolic process. The transcript is spliced from 2 exons.
ACCUAUAUCCUUUACGCUCCAGCUCAUGCUAAUCGCCCCAACCUUGCCGGGCCAAUCCCGGCUAUCCUUCCCAGCCCCUUCUCGCCUCCACGACCCCAGCCAUAUAACUCUCCCUCAAUCCCUCAAAAUCACCAACUCAGCUGCUUCCGCUUCCGCUUCCAUCGACACACAAACCCACAUCUCCAAUCUCGACCGCAUUCUCCAAAAAACCUCCCGACCAACACCUUCCCCCAUCCCCGCCGUCAUUACCAACCACAACCAAACCAAUCUCGCCGCCACCCCCGCCUCCAACCUCUUCAAUUUGCUCAACAUAUCAAACAUCUUCCCGUCCCUUCGCAUCGAUGAAGCCUUCGAUAAGUACUCCCCACGCAGCCUUACCCGCCUCCACCGCCUUCUCUCAGACUCCCCUCGCUCCUCCCCAAAAUCGUCCAUUGCUUCUCAUUGGCGCCUUCUACAUGGAGCCGAGAACUGGUCCGGCCUCCUCGACCCCCUAGAUGAAAACCUCCGGCGCGAACUCGUCCGAUAUGGAGAAUUCAUCCAAGCGGCCUACACCGCCUUCUUCUCCAAUCCCGACUCUCCCCGCCAUGUCGUGCUUCUCGGUCUUUCCCCCCCCAGCUACCGCGUCACCCGUAGCCUCUUCGCCACCUCCUCCGUCGAACUCCCGCGGUGGCUGGAUGCCGCGGCCGCCUCCGCGUUGCCUUCAUGGAUGACACAACCUUCUAGUAUGAUUGGUUUCGUGGCUGUCUGUGAUGGCACUCGAGAGCUAGCUCGAAUGGGCCGUCGCGACAUCGUUGUUUCGCUACGUGGCACGGCAACAGCUCUCGAGUGGGCGGAGAACUUCCGGUCGGGGCUCCAGCCCAUUUCAGAUUCAACCGCCGCCAAGGUCUCGUCCGGAUUUUAUAGCCUCUACAAAACGGAAGGCUCAAAAAUCCCGAGCCUGUCAUCUGCUGUCGUUGAGGAGGUGCGCCGACUUGUGGAGAAGUACAAAGGAGAGGAGCUCAGCAUUACCAUAACUGGCCACAGUCUUGGCGCCGCGCUCGCUCAGCUCGUUGCCGACGAGAUCUCGUCGGAGAUUGAGGCUGCGCCGCCGAUCGCGGUGGUCUCGUUUGGUGGGCCGCGGGUCGGCAAUCGGGCCUUCGCAGAAAGAUUGGAAGAAAAGGGCGUUAAGGUGCUGCGGAUAGUCAACGCAAACGACGUCGUGCCGCGGGUACCCGGAGUGCUGCCACGCGUGUGGGAUGAAGGGUACUCGCACGUGGGAGUUGAGCUAAAGGUUGAUAACCGGGUUUCGCCGUAUCUUCGGCCCGAUGCGGACCCGGCUUGCUGCCACGAUUUGGAAGCGUAUUUGCACUUGGUGGAUGGGUUUAUGGGGACAGGGUGUCCGUUUCGGGUGAAUGCAAAAAGGAGCCUGGCCCGGCUGCUGAGUCAGCAGCGGCCUAAUAUGAAGAAGAUCUAUGUGACCCGGGCAAGGGCGGUUCAGUUAGAAGCGGUUAGUUCGGGCGGGCGAGCAGGCUGAAGGAGUCCACCGGGUUGCCUUGAAUGCAGAUGUGGUCGGCUUGAUGGGUUUUAAAUGUUUAUUUUAUUUCAACAAUAAUUAGUUUAUUGAUUUAUUUUAAA